AUGGAGCUCAAAUCGAUGAAAGCAUUCCAGCCGCUGGACGAAUUCAGGGCCACGAAGGGAGUCUUAUCAUCGCUCUUCGUCGGUGCCGCAUCGACUGUGCUGACCACGAUUGCUUUCGUUGUUUUCAUGAUCAUCAACGCAAAGAGGACCAACGACUAUGUCGUGGACAUGAACAAUUGCACUUGCUCCUGCUUUGAUCGGCAGUUCAAGGGGCACCAUUUUCACGCUUCGAAGCAGUACCGUCACAUCUACUUCAAUCUCACGCCUAGUGCAGCGCUAGCGUUUUUGUGGUCGGCGGGACACUUCGUUCUGCUUUGGAUGUAUGUGAGCCGGGCUGUGUCGUGCUUGACGGUGACGCUACGAUACCGGAACCCUGACGCACCUGGUGCUUUGAGGUGGGGAGUCUUGGCCUUGGGCAGUGUCAGUCUGUACGGAUUGGUUUAUGGGUGGUGGGUUGUGUUCAACUACGUCAACGACGCUCAUUAUCUGUCGGAAACUGGUAGGGAAUCUUGUUCCCUCUAUCACACAACUCACUGA
Zasmidium cellare ATCC 36951 is the source of this 537-nucleotide messenger RNA. RefSeq lists its product as uncharacterized. NCBI's taxonomy places the organism in Eukaryota, Fungi, Ascomycota, Dothideomycetes, Mycosphaerellales, Mycosphaerellaceae. The transcript is spliced from 3 exons. Bases 1 to 537 code for a protein of 178 amino acids. The record is from RefSeq and is a predicted model, not a curated record.